AUGAACGCAGAUACGUCUGUGUCGUACUACGGUAUGACAUCCAUGGAUUCAUACUAUUCACCAACUCCAGGUCAGGAAAGAGUUCAACAGGUCAACCCUUACAGCGACUCGAAAUACAGCCCCACUUUCCCAGCCGGGAAAGGUCAAGUUUACGGGGACAAGCCGCGGAGUCCUUUCCAGCAAGACUAUCAGGAUAUCACAGCCGAAUGCAUCUAUAACAAAUAUCAUCUUUUUAUGCAAAGACCCACAUGUAAAACACCCUCCGAGGACAGCAAACUACUCCGGGACGACGCGCUUAUCUCCUGCUAUGGUAAAGAUGGCACUGGAGUAACAGACACAGAGCUGCCUCAAUCUGGUGACAGAGUAAUGGACGCUAGUUGCCUUGAUGUAAAAGACCCCGGGGUGAAAAGCCCACAUGAACACCCUGUCUCCGAGCAUGGCAGUCAUCUGGAAAAGAGCGAAGCGGAAAACAACAAAAGCAAAAAGAGGCGGAACCGUACCACCUUCACCAGCUAUCAGCUGGAGGAGCUGGAAAAGGUGUUUCAGAAGACACAUUAUCCAGAUGUCUACGCCCGGGAACAGCUGGCUCUGAGGACAGAUCUUACAGAAGCAAGGGUCCAGGUGUGGUUUCAGAAUCGCCGUGCUAAAUGGAGGAAAAGAGAACGAUUUGGACAGAUGCAGCAAGUUCGGUCGCACUUCUCAACGGCCUAUGAACUGCCUCUACUUACACAAGCAGAAACUUAUGCACAAAUUCAGAACCCUUCAUGGUUAAGUGGAAGCAGCGCGGCGUCACCAGUGCCUGGAUGUGUGGUACCCUGUGAGACAGCAGCGUCCUGUAUGAUCCCUCACCCUCACUCUGCCAGCGGCAUGUCUGAUUUCCUGGGUAUGCCCAGCCCAGAUGGGAACAUGGGACAAACGCACAUGGGCGGUCUUUUCGGCAACCCGGGGGCGUGUGCCACCAUUAAUGACUUUGAGCUCAACGUUGAUCCAGAUCGUAAAUCCUCCAGCAUCGCCAGCCUGCGUAUGAAAGCAAAGGAGCACAGCGCUGCCAUCUCAUGGGCCACAUGAUGCCUUCAUCUGGGACACAAAAGAGCAAACAACCUCAGCCAUGAGCUGUCAGCACUAAUGAGGUGAAAGUUUAUGCCAUCUGGACCCAAUAUGGACCAGAGAAACAGCAGCGAAUAAACAGAGCUUUAAUAUUGAACAUUUUGUAGAGGACGUAGAUGAUGCUGCAAGACAGAAUGUGAGAGAUCUGAUGGAGCAGUUACAAAAUGGCGACUGCUUUAUGAAACCGAAUUCUCAUGGACCACAUUUGAAAAAAGGUAACAGUAUGCACAACUGUUUAUGCCCAAAUGGACAUUCGAACAAAUGUUGCCUUUACCACACCUUGGGUUAUGAAUAAAUGAGUGUUGGAAUCCCAGUAGUGGCAGUGUUUAGUCAACAGGUGGUAAUACUCUUUGCAUGAUUCCUGUAGUCACAUUCACAACUGCUGCUGCAUCAGAAUGCUUUACAUUCAAUCUAAAAACCUAAACGCAUAAAAUAGCAGAUAUUGUAAGUACAUUUAUACAAUCAUUUUAUUACAGUUUACUAAAACUAAAUAUUCUUUAUGAAAUUAGAAUUGUGCCUCAGCAAUGAACUCAAAUAAUUUUAAGCUGAGGCACUAGAAUUAUUAACAGAAAAUAAAAUAGUAAAAAUUCUGUCACCAUUUACACACCAUCGAGUUGUUCCAAAUCUGUAUCAAUAUGUUCUGAUGAACACCAAGAAAGAAUGUUUGUAACCAAACAUCUUGGCCACUCCUGACUACCAUAAUAGGGAAACAUUACAAUGGUAGUCAAAAGUUCCCCAGAACAGUUUUUUCCCUUCAUUCUUCAAAAUAUCUCACUUUACUAUAACUUCAAUUAAAUAAUACUGCAAUUUAAAAAAAUAAAAACAUAAAUGAUAAUAUGCCAUAAGCACAUAUAAAAUUGCCAAAAAUAUAUAUAUAUAUUUGUUAAAUUACAAAUAAAACAAUAAUAACUUUAGCUCUAUCAAAAGGCUUUUUAUAAUAAUGCUUGUUCCUAAUUUAUCCAUCAGAAACAAUUGUUUAAAACUUGUCUCUGUACUUCCCUUACUGAUUGGGAGCAAAGAUUCAACAGCUACACCUCUCAAACAACACAACCAACAGACAGGACACAAACCCACUGUGUCCUUGUCUCCUUGCAACUCAAAUGGAGUGACAGCUAUUCUACAGUAUAUAGGCCAGGGUUUGAUCCAGAUCUGUGAAGAACAUACCUGUUUUAUGUUCUCUAUGCUCUACUUAUUCCAGAACACAAAAUGUCCUCUGCUAAAGUUCCAGGCAUACUCGAUUGAAUUACAGCCACCAUUCUGAAAACUAGAGGUUACAGGACAAUGUUUCCAUAUACAGUAUGUUGUAAUGUUGUGUUUGUUUUGUAUCACUGGGACACGAGCUGAGCCGAAACACAAUUAUAACCUCAUUGAUGUUUUGGCUCGAUGAGGCAUCAGGACCGUUGCACCAGGUCAGUUUCUCUUGCAACAUACAUGGGGUGUGCAGGCUGGGUUAAUCAAAACCCAAAGGCCCUGCUUCUUGUAAACCAGGACUCCGUGCUUUCUUGAUUCGAUGAUGGGAGAGACCAUUGAAUGGGUGCCAUUAUAGUUUACUUGCCAAUAAUGCUCUGAAAGAGAAAAUUUACCAUUUAUCUUUAAAAAAAACAUUUUCAAUUGUUAGUCAUAGUCUCUUUAGUUGGGAUGAAAUAUACACAAUAUAUAUAAACAAUACAGUAAAGAGCUUACAAAAUCCAUUAAAUUAGCAGCACAUUGCACCUUGAGUUUUAUUAAAUGUAAAGUCUAAAAGUCAUUUGGUUAUCACAUCAAAAGGAUGAAGACAGAACUCAGUGAGGAAGGAUAUAGAUCAUUUUGUAAAAGCAUCGACCCCUUGCUAAUCUAUAAUUUCCUCAGUUUAAAUACUACUAAGACAUGUAGAUUCAAUGUAUAUUUUCAUUGUUUUUUGUUUGUUUGUAAGUCAGCAACUUUGGAUAAUAUGGUAAUCUGCAUACUAUGUGUGUUUGAUGAAUGUUGUGAUUAUUCUUGAUAACUAAUUUUCAUUUGUAAAAUUUUGAUUAAAUCAUUAUUGAACAUACUUCAGAAGUUUGACGUCAUAUUGUCUGUAACAUGGGUCUAUAUUAAAUUCACAAAUGACGUGUGUUUUGAUGGCGUAUAUAAAGAAGGAAG
This is a messenger RNA of Triplophysa dalaica, 3228 nucleotides long. It is a transcript of the gene alx4b, whose product is annotated as ALX homeobox 4b. Gene Ontology annotation, molecular function: DNA-binding transcription activator activity, RNA polymerase II-specific; RNA polymerase II transcription regulatory region sequence-specific DNA binding. The record is from RefSeq and is a predicted model, not a curated record. The transcript is spliced from 4 exons. Gene Ontology annotation, biological process: regulation of transcription by RNA polymerase II. NCBI's taxonomy places the organism in Eukaryota, Metazoa, Chordata, Actinopteri, Cypriniformes, Nemacheilidae. The coding region runs from base 1 to 1068 and encodes 355 amino acids.